GUCAGUUCGUUACCGACUGUUAGUGAGUUCAGUCGUCCCGAUUUCCGGUUACGUACCUCGAUUACCGGACCGUAACGCCGACCUCAAAAUAACAUUUUGUUGUUACCGUCGUAUCGUCGUCUAGGUAACGCGCAAUCAACAAUCGAUAGCGUCGAGACGCCACAAUUUCUAGUGUGAAAAUAAGUGAAAAAAUAAUGAGUGUUUUAUAAUUUGUAAUAAUGGAACGGUUCAUUUUUGGAUUGUUGUUUGUGGUUUUGGGACAAGGGCUUGAAUUGAAAAAUGGGGCUUACGAGGACUUUGUGAUUAAAAUUACGGAAGGUGUCCCGCGGAAGGAUUGCAGGAUCGUCCUUGAUAACCUCGAGGAAACUCUUACAAGUGCGUCUCAAUAUCUGUUCUCCGCCCUCGACAGUAGGGCUUUUCUACGCUCGGCAACUGUCUUGCUUCCGCCAACAUGGCCGGAUUCUUGCGCAUCCUCAACUGUCAUUUCCGGUUCGGGUGAAACCCCCGAUGUGACGGUGUUGCCACGUGGACCGGCCCGAGGAAGGGUUUUCACGCAGCAAUCGUUAGGUUGUGGCGAACCGGGUGAUCAAAUAUAUCUAGCGUAUGAAAGUUUGAUGCAAAGAGAUGCCUCCGUGGCGAGGUCGUUGGUGAAGGAGUUUGCGAAGUAUCGGUAUGGGGUCUUCGACGAGCAGGGGUACUACAAUGACCCGAUUUACCCUAUGUGUUUCUACGAUGAUCAGAAUAAACAAGCGAAAGCGACUGGAUGUUCGGAUUUGCCGAUAAGUGAUAAUGGAAUUUGUACGUCGGGGGCAAAUGUUGCCUACAACACGUCUAAAAUGGUCGAUGAAAAGGCUCGAAGUUCGAUCAUGUUUGCCGCCGAAGCACCACAAGUGUCGAUGUUUUGUGAUGAUGGUAAUCACGAUCGUUAUGCCCCCACUAAACACAAUUCGAUGUGUCAAAGACGAAGUGUCUUAGAUGUGGUUUUGAAACAUUCAGAUUUUAGUGCUAAUAGUCUCAUUAAUAACGUCAAUAGUAAUCAGUUGAUUGACACUUCGAUUAAAAUCACGUACAAGAAACAAAAUUUGACGCGUUACGUCUUUGUUUUGGAGAGUACCAAAGAUAUGAUGCAACGAGAAUCUUGGAAUUACCUAAGACUGGCGUUAAGAUAUUGGGCCUUGAAUAUUUUACCCGAUAACGCCGAAGUCGGUUUGGUUCUAGCCGAAGAAUCAUCAAAGAAAGUAUUCAAUAUUGUAUCCGUGAAAAAUAGCAAGAAAGACGAAACUGAUAAAUUUUAUUCGAAAAUUCCGUACACUCCGAGCGAUAUUUUACGCGCUGGUUGUCUCAACUGUGCGAUUAAAGACGCCGUUGAAAUGUUAAACGACCAGACGAAAAUAAACGGUCCGGCGAAUAACGUCAUUGUGAUAAUCGCUGCAGGAAUCGACUCGUUUGAAGAUGUCAACAAAACGAUGGAAAAAGUAAAAAAAUCCAAAAUCAAAAUUGCCACAAUCAAUUAUCCUACAAUAAUGCGCGCAAAUCUUUUAAACCGACUCGCAGAAGAAACGGGUGGAGUGUCUUAUACAGUUUUCGAACGCAAACUAAACGUCGAAACCACUCUUCUCUCAACUUAUUUCGAACUCCAAAACGUCCUCUACGACAUCGUCCAAAACUUUUAUUCUGGUAGCCCUUCAGACCUCCCUAUGGAAAUCCACCGGCGGCAAAUCACCGACGACGGUCGCAGCUCCAUCACCGGGAGUUUUAUGCUCGACUCCACAAUGGGCAAACCUUCUCAAUUCACCUUUUUCACCCAUAAUUCCGUUACGCCUCUCAUCAAAAGCUUUAAACUCAUAAGUCCCUCCCAUCAAGUCUUCACCGAGCGCACGGACAAAUACAUUGAUUUCAAAAUGAUCGGUUUGACUGCAAAUAUUACCGAAAGCGGUACUUGGACGUAUGUCGUCGAGCCAUACCCCGGAAACCCUCAACCUCAUUUCCUCCAAGUUACUGCGACACCGAUCUCCCCCACCGCGCCCGUCGUCAGAGCCAGAUUUUGGACGCACAGAAAUCAAGAUAACGGUCCUUUGAUUCUUUUGGUUGAAGUGAAAAAAGGGGAGAUUCCCGUACUGGGCGCCAAAGUCGAAGUCACGGUAACCAAACCGGAAAUUAACGGCUCGUACCCGCAUAAGAAAAGUUUCGAGUUGUUGGACACCGGCUCCGGGGAUCCGGACAUCACCAAAGGCGAUGGAGUCUACACGAGGUAUUUUAAUGUCGAGGAUAGUGGACAAGGGUUGUAUAAUUUUGAAGUCACGAUCAACGAUAACGGGAAUACGGCGUACACGUGGACGGAAUCCGGAGAGUUUGAUGAUAAUAAACCAUGUUGUGGAUCAUCGAUUUCCUCCCCUGGGGUCACCCCCGUCUCACCAUUCCAACGUGUCCUCCCGAAGAAAACUCUAAUGAUAACCGCUGAAGACAUCUCAGCGGCAGAUGCGACCUCUAGUGGCCGAAUCGGCGAUUUGAAAGCUCAAGUAGUCCCCGAAGACAUGAAAGCUCGUCUUAUUUGGACCUCACCCGAUUUAGGCGGUCAAACAGUAUCACGAUAUGAAAUAAAAUACGCAAAUUCCAUCCAAGAUAUCAUUGAUGGUUUUGAAACAAAAGCCACAGAAUGGGAUAAUGCUCAACCUUUUCCCCUACCACCUGGGUCUGAAACAACUUACACCCUCGACAUGUCCCAAAAUCGGGAUUUGUUGGAUAAACCACUCUAUUUUGCAAUAAAAGCCUACCCGAAAUCUUGGCCCGAAAAUAGUAGUCCAGUUUCCAACUGGAUCCGUGUUUUAGUCCCAUCGCCGCCUCCACCGCCAACUGUACCGCCAACUUAUUCGAGCAAUGAUCAUCCGUUUUGGUCGAAUAGUAACGCAAAUUCGGUGGGAGUCGAUCCAGUACGUCCCAGUAUCGAAAAAACUAUGGGUGUGGGUCUUGAAUUGAUCCUCCCCAUUGUUAUAGGUUUCAUUCUAUUGGUGAUUCUCUUGAUCGUCUAUUGUUACUUUUGCGUGAUCAAAAGACGCGAUGCGAGAAAUUCGCAUAAAAAGUCGAAUAAUUCAAUCAAAAAUGAUAAAUUGAGUUCGACCAUCACUAUAGUACCUAGUAGUCCUCAAAAUGUGCCUCAGAAUCAACACUAUGUCACGGAUUUGCCCGAUCCACACCAAAUCGGUGUCCCGAUUCAAGAUGAGUAUGAGGAGGAGCAGAAAAAACGAUACUCUUUGGUGAACCAACAGGAACAACAAUUGAUCGAAGAAUUGAAACAACAACAAAUGGUCCAUUACCAACAAAGGGAUUUAGGGACACCGAAUCAAGGUUAUCAAGGAUUGAGCGUUAUUUCUAACAGUACUCUAAACCGGAACGGUCACACUUUGAGUCCUUACAAUUCGUGGAGCGCGUCUCAAUUGUUACAUGAGCACGAACGCCGUCACAGUCCCAUGGAAAAUAUGGACGAUCAAGUCAAUCCCCAUCAGGACCUCAUGAUGAACCCUCAAGGCGACCACAUGUCACUAAACGGUCAAAAUGUGGACCAUAUGAGUUUGAAUGGGCAUUACCCGAACCAGCACCAUAUCCCACCACCGGUUCCGCCACUUCCCGCUUUUAAUUCAAACGGUUAUCCCGCCAAUUACACCAUAUAUGGGGUACAUCAAGGUAAUAACCAAGGACACCACAUGUACCAAACACGGAAUGAAGCUUUAGGUCCUUUUAACCCCAGUCUUCAAGGAUCGCUUUCAUCAGUUAACAGUGGUGAUAAGAAGAGACGGAAUGUGACAAUGGUGUAACGGUGCGUGAUCACAGAGACUUAUACGACCUAUUUAUGAUAUGAGGAGGAAUAAAAUAAGCGUUUUUUUGUUGAUUAUUUCUUUUUUGUAAAUUGAUUUUGCUAGUCAGUGUUGAUGUACGUUUUUAUAUACAGCCAGUACUUAGUAUUAAGUGAUUGUUUGUAGUUUUAUACAAAUUUCUUUGAGACUGAUCUCACGUUAUUCGACUUAUUGACAAAUGUGGGUGGCCGUUCUAUUAUCGUAAUCGUAAUGUUAAGGCUUUUUGUACAUACUAUGUAGCUGGUAUGACAAAAUCUGUAUAUAUUUUCAUAUUUUUUGUAAUUUGUCGACAAAUAUAAACAUGCAAUAAAUCCAUUUUUUAGUUCA
Molecule: messenger RNA, 4178 nt
Organism: Tribolium madens (black flour beetle)
Lineage: Eukaryota; Metazoa; Arthropoda; Insecta; Coleoptera; Tenebrionidae
Product: calcium-activated chloride channel regulator 4-like
Exons: 4
Coding region: 219-3812 (1197 amino acids)
Source: RefSeq, a predicted model, not a curated record